AUGCCAUCAGCAGCAGCAACAGUAGCAACAACAACAACGAUAUCGUCGUUAUCAGCAUCACCGACGACAAUGCUUAUGACCAUAAGUAUAAUAAAUAUGCGAUGGCGCCCCCCGAGGUUAUGGCUCGAAGAUCACGAACGACAAAUAGCUGUGUUCAGCGAUAUUCUACCAAAGCAGGUAUUUGACGCUCGGCUGCAACAGUUGAACCGCCUGGUGCGCGCCCAGUGCCCUUCAAGUCACACCGAGUAUUAUGUUUUUGUAUUUAUCAUAACGUGCAUUGCAUGUUCAGCUGGCUUCUCCUUGGCUGCGCGUUCAGCAGAUAUAUCCAUGUGGUAUCCACUGAUCCUGCUUUUGGUACCUGCUGCACUAAGUUUCUGGACCAGUCGACGAAGAGCUACACUUGUUCUUCGGAUUAAACAGUUCGAACAAGCAUUGAAACAGACAUUACGAGAAUUCAACAAAAAAGAUCGCAUACGAUGGUCUUUUCGACGUCCUACCGCCGGCGACCCAUUACCUACCGAGUUUCGAACCGCCCGAUUAUGUUUAAUCAUUGAACUUGGGCGCGCAGAGGAAGAACUGCCAUCGUAUCAGGCAGCAGUGACAGACGCCGCAUCUUCCAUAUAUUAUCCACGGGGAUUACCGCCGCCCAGUUAUUCCGAAGUUAACAUGCAGGAACUACAGCAAAAUCGGCAGCAUCAGCACCAGCAAUCGUCGUCUCUAGCGUCGUCGUCGCGUUUGGAUGGUAGUACGCUGACCUUUCCAGCAACAUGCUCCUCACAGACAUCACUUAUUCCUACAGUUCCCGAGCCUGUUAUGGUUCGACACCAGCGCGAACCAGUAGCAGCAGCAGCACCAGCAGCAGCACCAGGUCGGACAACACCAUCAUAA
This is a messenger RNA of Zychaea mexicana, 888 nucleotides long. RefSeq lists its product as uncharacterized. The transcript has 3 exons. NCBI's taxonomy places the organism in Eukaryota, Fungi, Mucoromycota, Mucoromycetes, Mucorales, Lichtheimiaceae. The record is from RefSeq and is a predicted model, not a curated record. Bases 1 to 888 code for a protein of 295 amino acids.